UGCCAGCCUGAGCGGCCUGUCGCGGCCCCUGCAGGCUCCUUUGAAGCGCCCCUCGCUACCUCUCGGCGAGUUGGGGCGCACCACUUGCUCUGUUUCCUCUAGAGUCCGCCCUCUUUGCUGAGCUCGGUGACCUGGCUGACGCAGCUGAGUUGGACGUGGAGAAUGAGAUUCAUGAAAACAGUCUUGAUAACCUCGACUUUGAUUUGGACUUGAUGUCUUGGGAUUCAGACCUUUGGGAUGUGGCAAGACAUACCUAUUUGGAUGAAAACUUGAAGGAAGAGCCUCAGUCACCAGCUACUUCAGUCUCUUCAGUCCCUUCACCAUUAUCAGAUUCUUCGGUGCAGCAUGUGCCUGAAGACUUGGACUUUAGCUCCAACUCCCAGAUGUCUCCUCUUUCUCUGUACAGCAAGAGAUCUGGAAGUCAGAGAGAGAGAAAAAACCCUUCCUGUGCUAUACAGUCUGCAAACAGCCCUGUGAGGACUCCAAAAAGAUCAAGUCAGACAACGUCCAAACCUUCCAUUCAACCCAAGCCUCUCUUGCUGCCUGCAGUACCUGAAGCUCAAGCAAGCCUUGGCAUUCAGGCCAAAGCCAUCAUUAUUCAGGCUCUUCCAACACUUUUGCCACUGCCGAAGCAACAGCCAGUUGUUAGUAUCCAGUCGGCUCCUGCUAAAGGUCAGCCACUGGUGCUCUCUCAGUCUACUGUGGUGCAGCUUCAGAGUCCUGGAGUUCAUCCUGCAUCCCAGCCAACCAUAGCUGUCACUGGAGGGCCCACACAGCUUCCCAGUCACACUGUCAACAUACUGGCAUCAGCUGCAGGAAACAGUUUAGUGAGUGGAAAAAUAGCACUGGCUAAACCCCUCCAUGGCAUCACACAAACGACAGGCAUGGAUAUUAACAUCCUGAGAAGACAGCAGCGAAUGAUCAAAAACCGGGAGUCAGCGUGCCAGUCGCGCAGAAAGAAGAAGGAAUACAUGUUGGGGCUGGAGGCAAGGCUGAAGACUGCCUUGCUGGAGAAUGAGCAGCUCAAGAGAGAGAAUGGCACACUGAAGAGACAGCUGGAUGAAUUGGUGUUAGAGAACCAGAAUCUUAAAAUCCCAUCUCCCAAGAGAAGAGCUGUGUGUGUGAUGGUGAUAUUGGCCUUUAUAAUGUUGAACUAUGGUCCACUCAGCGUAUUUGAAAGGGAUCCCAGUGGAGCUGAACCCAGUCUGAGCCUUUCCCACCGGAGCAGAAAUCUGCUGGGGUUCUCAGCCAGCCAGCUCAACGUGGCUCAGCAAAUGCCUGAUGUCAUCCCUCGGAAUAAGGAGAGAUAUGAACGUUCUGUAUCUGAUAACAAAGCCUUAAUGGUAGUAACAGAAGACCCAUUAUUGUACGUUUCUCCACCACCCUGUCAGCCGCUGGUCAACCGGACUGAGUCUCUCAGGUUAAAUCAUGAACUUCGAGGGUGGGUUCAUAGGCAUGAAGUGGAAAGAACAAGAUCUAGUAGGAUGCCUAAUAACCAAUCACAGAAAGCACAAGUCCAGAGCUCUACAGGGGAGAAUGCAGAGUCUCAGCUGAUGGCCAUGCCCCACACAGACCCCAGCAUCAGCAGGCACUCAGGGAAUGAGCUACAGGUAUAUUAUGCCUCUCCAAGAAGUUACCAAGACUUCUUUGAAGCUAUUCACAGAAGGGGGGAUACAUUCUACGUGGUAUCUUUUCGUAGGGAUCACUUGUUGUUGCCUGCCACCACCCACAAUAAGACCAGACGGCCCAAGAUGUCUAUUGUGUUGCCAGCAGUAAACAUGAGUGAGAAUGUGAUCAAGGGGCAGGACUAUGAGGUGAUGAUGCAGAUCGACUGUGAAGUGAUGGACACCAGGAUUCUGCACAUCAAGAGCUCCUCCAUUCCACAGUACCUUCGAGAGCAGCAAGGGAAUCGGAGCAGCCCCUUCUACGGCCCUGCUCCCACUGUCCCCGGGACCGCCCACAGCAUGAGCGCCGUUGUGGAAACCCUGCAGUAGUGCCCAGGAGCAUGAGGAAGCAGAAUGAUUGGGUGAUGCCAGGACAGCCUUCCCCACUGUCACCGCUCCAGCCCUAGGCCCUGCCACUUGCAGUUUAGUCUGGCCUUUCCAGGACUCCUAGAGCCCAGCCUGGGCCUGAUGCCAGCACUGAGCCCCCUCCUCAGAUGCACUGUUUUAGCAGAACCCCGUGACGCCGCCCUGCCCGGCACCCACGUCGCCUUUUCUUGUCUGAGCCAGUGAUCGCCCCGGGCUCUGUUUGCCUUUGAAUGGCCACCCUGCAGGGGUCUGAGUGGCGCUAUGGCCUGGUGGGCAGCGAGCAGGGCUGUGUGAUCUGGAAUCACUCCCUUGACUCCCAUGUGUACAUUGGCGCUAACCCAGCCCUUCCUCCCAGGUCUGAUCAGCCCCAGUGGAGGGAGGCUCUGGUCGAAGCCCCGUGUCGUCGUAUUUAUUUAGUACUCAGGCGUGUGAAUGGGCCCGUUUACUUGUGGAGGGACAAGUGAGGCAGGAUGCCCUCGACCUGGCAGCACCUUUGCCAGGGAGGGCUGAGCUCCCCUCUGCUCCCAUUUGGCGCUUAGUACCAGCACCAGGCUGGGACAAAAGGAUGCUGGCCGGGCCCGGCAGGCAGGAGGGUGGCUCUAGGCAGGCCUACAGCUGAGCUCCAUGCUGCCCAGCACCAGCACACACUGCAUGCCCCCCCAGCCACACAAGCAUUGGGAUCCCCCAGUCUAAAUUCCCCAGGUAGGAGUUGUCCAGUCCAGGAACUAUCGCCACAAGCUCUGGCUGCUGAGGCGAAGCCUGUUUCCCUGAAAUCCCCUUCUAGCCAGCAGCCUCCCUUCCUAAGCACACUCCUCUCACAGGGAGCAGGAGUUCCUGCCAGCUGAUUCCUUGCUAGGGCAUUCAUGCUGCCUCCUCCUGGUGUGCAGCGGCAGCACUAGCCUGGGAUCGUCUGUCCCCGGGGAAGCCAAGCCAUGUGCAUCUCAUGGCCGUGGGGGCAACCAGCUGUUUCCUGAAAAGGAGUUAUGGGGAAUGCACCGAAUGUUUUCACAAGGAAGCCGCUGUGUGCCCUGUGCGAACAGAGCGGGUUGGUUUGCAGGGCUUAUAAGGAGCCAGCACCUUGGUUUGCCAGGCAGUGACCUCGCUGUGGUCUGUCAGGUCAGACACAGUGGCCCCAGCUCCCCUGGAAAGGUCCUGGCCACAGUCUAGCUGCUGGUGCAACAUGGAGCUUGUCUAGAGCAGAGCAGAACAGUCUGAAGCUCCUAGGCCAGUCACUUGGGAGGUGGUGUCCCUGCUGUGUCCCUCUGUGUGUUUAGAGCAGGGGCAGGCCACAUCCGGCCCGCCGAGCUGCCGAAUCUGGCUCACGGGCUGCCCUGUUGGGAUCCUCAGGCACGGCAGCACCACAACACUUAAAGCAACUGGCUGUACCUUGUGGCUCUCUGCAUCUGGGGAUGGGGGAGGCUUCGUGCGCUGCCCCUACUCCCAGCACAAUCUCUCAGCUCCUAUUGGCUGGAAAUGGACACAGGCUCCCCUUUCCCCCGCAUCCAGGGAGUGGCCUGGGACUGCAGGAGGCAGGGAGCCUGUCUCGGGUUCUGCAGGGCUGCUGGCUGGGAGCCACCUAGGUAAGCACCUCCUGCUCAAAGUCUGCACACACAUCCCCUCCCAGAUCCUGCACCUGAAUCCCCUACCCCAGAUUACAACCACCUCCUCUCUCACCCCACACCCUCUCCUGCACCUCAGUCCCCCACCCCAUGCUCCCUUCUGCACCCAACCUCCAUCCCAGACCCCACAUCCCUGCCACAGAAAAGUCUGGAAUCUUACCAAAAUCUUGGAGUGGCCCACAUAAAAAAAUCAUUGCCCAUCCCCAGUUUAGUCCCUGCCGUGUAUUCCAGACAAUACAGGAUUUGUGGUUUUGAAAUGUCGUGUGUGAGCAGCGUGGCCCUGAUCCAAGUUACUGGUCAGCGUGCCGAGCUGUUUCUUGUACUUCCUGUUAUGGGAUGUUCAGUUUCUGUUACUCUCCUGGGUCUUUUUUGCUUGUGUGCGCCCUAGUCUUUACUGGAGCGUGGGGAGCAGCCCACGCUGCAUUGCAAGUUACAGGCCAGACAGGUGUCUGUAUUGCUGUCACUGAAGGAGAUCUGUGCGUCACCCUGAGAAGUGGUUUACCUGACAGGUUGGUUUAAUUUCACUCAUGCUUCUUCUACAUUUUUAACAAAACAAUGCCCUUAAUUUUGUCCACUGCAGUCCCCAGGUCCUUUUCUGCAGAACUGCUGCUUAGCCAGUUGGGCCCCAGCCUGUAGCAGUGUUUGGGUUUCUUCUGUCCCCAGGGCUGGCCUCUCAGACCUGCACCCAUAGCACUGCUCCGAGCCCACGGCAGCAUGGAGGAAAGCGCCUGGUGCUGAAAGGCACAAGCGUGGACCCUGCACCUGGAGCUCUGGAAGUUGUGCAGAGAUGGGCUCCAUAGGAGGCAUCAGCAAAGCCCAAGCCUGGCACAUGCAGCCCAAGGAGCCUGGGGGGGGGGGGUUUCCAGGGGCCCAUGUAGCUGCCACGCCCAGAGUGUCAAGUUAGCAAACAAGGGCCUGCUGCAGUCCCUGCCUCCUUUGCACGUUCCCCCACUUGCCCGGGCUGUGGGUGAGCCACUGCUGGCCUGAAAAUAGAGGAGUGCCUGGCCUCCUUUCCCAGCUCCUGUGGCCAGCCCGCCCAGGCCUGCAUCAGCAGAGCAUUUGCCGUUAAUUUUUCUGCCACCUGCGAGUAAAACAAACCCAAAAAUGCCCCCAGCAAUUGCAAAGGUACAAGACUGUUUAUUACUGGACGUGUGUAAAUACAAGCAGCCACUGGCAGAGCAGCACGUGUCCGACGGGCUGAGUGGCAACAACAUGGGGCAGGACCACGUAGACGGACCUGCAGGCCAGGAGGAAACCUGAGGCCCAAGCUACGCUGCUAGGACGGAGCAUUUAGUGGGACUGUGCUGCUCUCAGGCCAGGCAGAAUGAGGGAGCAGCUCCGGGGAAAUGUGACCAAAUGGCAAAGCUGAGCCACUGCCAGGGAGAUGCCAGUUAAGCAAAUACGGCUCUUGUCCGGUGCCCGUCAGCCAGGGUUAUUUACCACCAGCUGAGCCUCCUGCCCAUUGCUGCCAGCGGGGCAGAGGGGCUGAGCUCAUGCCAGGUGUGGGCCCGUCCCACAAAGGAGGCUGCAGAGCAGAAUGCUGGUGCCACGACUUCCAAUGACUGUUGAGUUAAGGCCUGUGGCUCUCUGCAGGCCAGAGACGUCAUCCCCAGAACGGACAGGCCUUGCCACCAUCACGCACAUGCCACGCUUGGGCCAUUUGUUUAGUAAAGUAACUAGCUGUAUUUAUAGUGUCCCUUCCGUCGCAAUGGUGCACUGUUCAGAAAGGAACCGGGAUCUGCGCCUUUCCCAGGAGCCACCCCGUGCAGAUGGGCUCCCAAAGCCAUUGCCUGCCCGUCCUUCCUGCUUGGGGCAGUGUCAGUGUAAAAAAGAAGCAAGGUUACACCAAAAAUAAAGGGCUUGAUUCUGGCCUGUGGACUGAUCUACAAUCCACUUUAAAAACA
Molecule: messenger RNA, 5553 nt
Organism: Pelodiscus sinensis (Chinese soft-shelled turtle)
Lineage: Eukaryota; Metazoa; Chordata; Testudines; Trionychidae
Source: RefSeq, a predicted model, not a curated record